AUGCAGGGAGAAAAGACUAUUCUAUCCAUUCAAUCCUUCGUGACCCACGGCUACGUGGGUAAUAAGGCUGCCACCUUUCCACUUCAGCUGCACGGCUUCGAUGUGGAUGCCAUCAACACAGUGAGUGUAUCCAAUCACAGUGGCUAUCCCAUUAUCCGUGGACACCGCAUGGAUCUGCAGGAGUACGAAACUCUCAUGGAAGGUAUUCGUGCGAACAACUUCCUAUCCAGCUACCGCUACUUACUCACAGGUUACAUCAAUAACCCAGAGAUCAUCCUGAAAGUCUCUGAGACACUGAAGGAACUGCGUGCAUUAAGAGAGAAGGAAGGCAAAGAAGUGACAUUUUUCUGUGAUACGGUUAUGGGAGAUGAUGGUAUCAUGUACUGUAAACCAGAGGUCAUUGAGGCAUAUCGUGAGCUGAUCAAGUUUGCUGAUAUUGCGACGCCAAACUACUAUGAAGCGGGUUUGUUAAGUGGCAUCAACAUUACAGACAUGGAAAGUGCUAUCAAAUGUGUUGAUUGGUUUCAUGCACAGGGAACCAAGACUGUUAUCAUUAAAUCAUUCCGUACAAAGGAAGAGCCCACACAAUUGCAAUUCCUCAUCUCAAGUAUUAAAAUACAAAAUGAUGAUAAUAAUAAAGUGCCUGCCACACCCCGCCGAUGGACUGGUAUAGUGCCCUAUCAUGAGGGCCGCUAUACAGGAACUGGGGAUCUCUUUGCUGCCUCGCUACUGGCCUUCUCUCAUGAUCAUCCAUUGGAGAUUGCCGUUGGAAAGGCCAUGGCUGUGCUGCAGGAUACAAUUCUCGAGACUCGUAAAGAGGGCGGUGAUGGUAACAGUUCUUUGGCCAGUAGGGAACUGCGGGUAACAAAGUCACCAAAUAUACUUUUGAAUCCUGUCACAGUUGUAGUUGUAAAACCCAUGUGA
Messenger RNA from Trypanosoma theileri, 924 nucleotides. Its product is annotated as putative Pyridoxal kinase. Gene Ontology annotation, molecular function: pyridoxal kinase activity. The transcript has a single exon. Bases 1 to 924 code for a protein of 307 amino acids. Gene Ontology annotation, biological process: pyridoxal 5'-phosphate salvage. Lineage: Eukaryota; Euglenozoa; Kinetoplastea; Trypanosomatida; Trypanosomatidae. The record is from RefSeq and is a predicted model, not a curated record. Gene Ontology annotation, cellular component: cytosol.